This is a messenger RNA of Mycetomoellerius zeteki, 1564 nucleotides long. RefSeq names its product neurogenic locus notch homolog protein 3. Bases 120 to 1370 code for a protein of 416 amino acids. Lineage: Eukaryota; Metazoa; Arthropoda; Insecta; Hymenoptera; Formicidae. The record is from RefSeq and is a predicted model, not a curated record. The transcript has 7 exons.
GAUCGGUUAGUCUUCCUCGCGCCGAUCGAGCACCAAGUUGCAACCAGAGGUGGCAUUAUUCGGAUAAACUGGGAUAAACUUUUAAGUUUCUAUUCGGAUACAUUUGGAACAGUGGCAAAAUGUACACGCAGGCCGCAGCCUUGUUCCUGUUCCUGUUCACCACGUUGGUGAACGGCAGUCACUACGUCCAGUACGUUCAGUCGCGAACAAGUACGUCCGGAGGUUGCGACAGCUACACGUGCGGCGUCAACGCGAGGUGCACGAUGAGCUUGGGGCGGCCAGUGUGCUCGUGUUUGAAUCUUCAUAUGGGAGACCCGCUCGCGCAGUGCGUGCGAGUCGAAUGCCUAAUUAACGACGAUUGUCCAUACAACAAAGUAUGUACGAACAACAGGUGUGUCGACCCCUGCGUAGGUCUGUGUGGAAUAAACGCGAACUGCUUGACUAGAAAUCACAUAGGUACCUGCGAGUGUAUAACAGGAUACGUUGGAGAUCCGUUCUCGGCUUGUCAAGUUGCUGAUCCUCAAGCCGCCUGUAAACCGAGUCCAUGCGGAGUGAAUACUCAAUGCGAGGUGAUCAACGAAGUGCCAGUCUGCACGUGUCUACCGGGUUACAGAGGUUCACCCUUAAGCGGGUGUCGUCAUGAGUGUGAGAGCGAUAUCGAUUGUCCUCAUCAUCUCGCAUGUUCAUCGUUAUAUAAAUGCGAGAACCCAUGCAAGUGCGGAGAGAACGCGGAGUGCCAAGUCAUCAAUCAUCAAGCGAAGUGCACCUGUCCGAAAACAUGGACGGGAAACCCAUUUGUCGCAUGCCGACCGGAGUGCACCACCCACUCUGAAUGCCCAUCGAAUAAGCCCGCUUGCCUCUAUCAGAAAUGCGUGAAUCCUUGCGACGGCGUGUGCGGCGUGCACGCCGACUGCAACCUACGCGGUAUCACUCCCGUUUGCAGUUGUCCGAAACAUAUGACCGGUAAUCCUUUCGUCAGCUGUAGACUGUUUGAACCACGCGAUCUCUGCGAGCCAAAUCCCUGCGGUAUUAACGCGAUUUGCACACCGGGCCACGACAAUACCGGGAAAGAGAGGCCGGUAUGCACGUGUCCCACCGGCUACAUUGGCAACGCUUUGACGAGCUGCCAGCGCGGGGAGUGCUUCACCGACAGUGAAUGCCCCGACAAUCGGGCGUGUAUCGAUUUCACCUGCAGGAACCCGUGCACCGGCCACGAAUGCGGCCCGAGCGCUGAGUGCACGCCUCGACGUCAUAUCGCGGUCUGUACGUGCCCGCAGGGCACCAGAGGCGACGCCCUGUACACCUGUAAUCCGAUCGAGAGCAAAUCAGUGUACAAUUACGGCCGCGCCUACCGUUAUCGCCACUACUAGUCACGUAUAAAACGACACCACGAUCCCACGUUUAAAAUACUCAACGUUUUAAUACUGUAACUUCUAUUCCAAUUUUAUAUUCAGUCGUACUUUUGCGAAGAAUUGAACCGGGGAAUAGAAAGAAGUUAACCGCCUAUUCCUUACGCAGGUCGUAUAACAGAGUAAUAUAUAUUUUUCGUAACGCGCGCGCUACG